Messenger RNA from Miscanthus lutarioriparius, 369 nucleotides. NCBI's taxonomy places the organism in Eukaryota, Viridiplantae, Streptophyta, Magnoliopsida, Poales, Poaceae. The record is from the annotation of a GenBank genome assembly.
AUGAGCGGGAGCGCGUUCAAUGUGUUCAAGUCGCGGGUGCCGGUGGCGUGGAGUCCCCGGCUGUACAUCACGCUGGUGCGGGGCCUCCCCGGGACGCGGCGCCUCCACCGCCGCACGCUCGAGGCCAUGCGCCUCCGCCGCUGCCACCGCACCGUCGAGCACCGCACCACGCCGUCGCUCCUCGGGAUGCUCACCCAGGUGAAGCGCCUCGUCGCCGUCGAGACCGAGGAGAUGUACAACGCGCGGAAGCAGGCCGAGGCGGAGAGGCGCGCGCUCAGACCCCCGCUCGUCGUCUCCCACCGCCCGCCGCCGCCGACUCCGAAGCCGGCAGCAGCAGCCGCGGAGGGUGCCGCUGCCAAUGCGCAGUAG